AUGGCUACCCCCAGCGUCCUCGCUUUUGACGCUGAGGGUCGGGCCAUUGACUUUGACGUCUGGGUAGAUGACCUGCAGCUUUUCCUACAGUGCGAUAGAGCAGACAGUCUCUCCCUCUUUGACCUCACUUCUGGUGCCUCUCCUGCCCCUGCUGCUGAUGCUGACGCCACUGUUUGCUCACAGUGGGCCACACGCGAUGCUGCUGCACGUCUUGCUGUGCGUCGCCACUUGCCUACCUUUGAGCAUGCACACUUUAGCCAGUACAAGAGUGCUAGGACCUUGUACGACGCUGUAGUUGCACGCUACUCUUCCCCUGCUACUGCUGCACUUAGCCGCCUCAUCCUGCCGUACCUCUUCCCUGACCUCACUGCUUUUCCCACAGUCGCUGACCUCAUUACGCACCUUCGCACUAGUGACAUUCGCUACCGAGCUGCCCUUCCCGCUGAGUUCUGCGCCAAGAACCCCCCCCCUAUGUACAUCACCCUCUACUACAUAGUCACCCGGCUCCCUGACACCCUUCGCCCGCGCCUCCUAGCAGCAGAGAAGAGCAGAGUCGCUGUAGGAGCCUCUCGUGGUGAACCUCGUGCCCCUGUCUUUGAGGGGUGCUCCCCCUCUCCUCUCUUGCCCUCUGUUGCCUCUGCUGCUGCGGCCGACCUCGUUGGUCUUGAGUCGGGCGGUGCCGCGUCUGCCCCUAGUUGGAGACGCCGCACUGGCAAGGGCAAGGGGGGCAGGGGCGCUGGAGGAGCUAGCGGGGGCGGUGGAGGCGGCGGUGGUGGCGGCGGAGGGGGUGGGGGUGGCGGUGGGGGUGGUGGCGGGGGUGGGGGCGUCGGUGGCGGCAGUGGAAGCGGAGGCGGCGGCGGCGGUGGCGGUGGGAGCGGAGGUGGCGGAGGUGGCGGUGGUGGAGGUGGCGGCGGUGGAGGAGGCGGCGGCGGAGGAGGUGGAGCUGGUCCGGGUGGUGCUACGCAAAGGGUCGGCUCCAGUGGUGGUCAGCGCCAGCAGCAGCAGCAGCAGCAGCAGCAGCGUACUCAUGAGAUCCCCCUCCCUCAGCAGCUUCGUGAGUGGUACGCUGCACACCAGCGCGGUGGGGGUACUGGUCCGUGCACCUACGUCCUACGCACCGGCAACCGUGCGGGUGAGCCGUGCGGGGGUGCGCACUCCACCCAGCGCUGCUUUGGCCGCCUGACGGACGCUUGGCGUCACCAGUUUCUUGAGGCCACUGAGAUCCCUCGCUGGGGCGAGCUGUCUAGGGCGGAAGUAGCUAUCUUUGACCUUGACUUUGAUGCUAUUCUUGCUGCCAUGUAUGCUGUGACUAUUAGUGAUGAGGGUGACUGUUACCGGUGUUUUUCACCCGACCCGGGCAUUGUGACUGCUGCUCUAGGUACUGGUGAGGCUGCUCUAGGUGCUAGCGAGGCUGAAGCUCUAGGUGCCAGUGCGUCUGCUUCCUCAGGUGCUGGUGAGUCUGCUCUCUCAGGAACUGCGUCGGCUUCAGCCUCCCACACCUUCACCCUUGACUCGAGGGCUUCUCGCUCCUUCUUUCGAGACCGCACCACACUCACGCCGCUUGGUCGGCCAGUUGCAGUCUCUCUGGCAGACCCCUUUGGGGGUCCUGUCCUUGCUCAGUUCUCUACUGUCCUCCCGUGUCCGGCGGCCCCCUCUGGCACCCUGUCAGGUCUUUACCUCCCCUCGUUCUCUACGAACUUGGUGAGUGGUGCUGACCUACAGGAUGCAGAGGUAUGUCCCAGGUAG
Closterium sp. NIES-65 is the source of this 1746-nucleotide messenger RNA. The record is from the annotation of a GenBank genome assembly. Lineage: Eukaryota; Viridiplantae; Streptophyta; Zygnematophyceae; Desmidiales; Closteriaceae.